Molecule: messenger RNA, 687 nt
Organism: Adineta ricciae
Lineage: Eukaryota; Metazoa; Rotifera; Eurotatoria; Adinetida; Adinetidae
Source: the annotation of a GenBank genome assembly
AUGUUGAACAAAAAUAGAUACCCAGGUUAUUAUGGCACGGUCGGUUCCGACCGGUUAGGAACCUGUCGGAACUUUCUGGAAUCGGCGAAAACUGUGCCGGAAUCGAGAAGGGCUGUACCGGAACCGAUUCAGAUCUCAACGGAUCCGGUCGCUGGAAUGAUCGACCUGGGUAGAAUGUCCUCUGAUACUGAUGUCAAGCUUGAUUCAUACUUAGAAGCCAUUCAGAAUCAUAUCAAAAGUGCUAAUUAUGAUUCAGCUGAGAAGACAUUAUUUGAAAUACGUGAAUUGAUGAGAACAAAGAAGAUUAUUAACAUAAGUAAUGAUGUUGAUUUGAAAUUACGAAAAUUUAUGGCAAUAGCAUUUGAUCAUAAGAACAGUUAUAUUCAAGCUGUACGUUGUUAUUAUAUCUUAUCGAUGUCACCAAUGAUCGAGGAACAAAAAUCUUUACAUCUGUUAACUGAUGCAAUCAAAUGUACUGUUCUAUCUGGAUUUGGUGUUGCCCGAUCGGAGUUAAUUUCAGUUUUAUUCAAAAAUGAAAAAGCGAAACGAUUGCCUCUUUAUUCUAUCGUAGAUUUAUUUUUCAAGAAACGCCUAAUUCUGUUAUCUAAAUUUGAAAAUUAUCACAAUGCAUUGUAUAUGACCAUCAACAAAAUGCACGAACAACAUCUGGUAUGUUCCAUGAGAUAA